AUGUCACGCUUGCUGUUGGUGUUUUCCUUGUGCUGCUUCCUUGCCAGUGCCCAGAACAAAACUGAAAGUCCGAACUCUCAAUACCAAUACGAGUUAAACGAACUAAAGCGCGCUGUCUCAAUUCUGCUGGACUUUGCAGAGACCCUACUCGAGAAGCCCCCAGAGGAACGCAUGGAAACACUCACCAAUGUGACUAGGUUCCUUCUCACGCAACGCCGUGAUGACUUCUUCUAA
This is a messenger RNA of Dibothriocephalus latus, 234 nucleotides long. NCBI's taxonomy places the organism in Eukaryota, Metazoa, Platyhelminthes, Cestoda, Diphyllobothriidea, Diphyllobothriidae. The record is from the annotation of a GenBank genome assembly.